AAUAAUCACAACUCCAGCCAUGCACGGAAAGGUCAUCUUCUACGAGGACAGGAAAUUUCAGGGUCGCUCUUAUGAGUGCAUGAGCGACUGUGCUGACAUGUCCUCCUACUUGAGCCGUUGUCACUCUUGCAGAAUAGAGAGCGGCUGCUUCAUGAUGUACGACCGACCCAACUACAUGGGAAAUCAGUAUUUCUUUAGAAAGGGAGAUUAUGCUGAUUACAUGUCAAUGUUUGGAAUGAAUGAUUGCAUCAGAUCUUGCCGAAUGAUUCCCAUGCACAGGGGAUCCUACAGACUCAAGAUCUACGAGAGAGAGAACUUUGGAGGUCAGAUGUACGAGCUCAUGGAUGACUGUGAUAACAUCAUGGACCGUUACCGCAUGUCUCACUGCCAGUCCUGCCAUGUGAUGGAUGGCCACUGGCUCAUGUAUGAGCAGCCCCAAUACAGAGGCAGGAUGAUGUACUUGAGGCCUGGAGAGUACAGGAGCUUCAGAGAAAUGGGUGGCACGAGAUUUAUGAGCAUGAGGCGUAUCAUAGACUCUAUGUACUAAGAUUCAAAAUUUUCAAUAAAAUGACUUCUAUUCAACAUUA
This is a messenger RNA of Danio rerio (zebrafish), 587 nucleotides long. It is a transcript of the gene crygm2c, whose product is annotated as crystallin, gamma M2c. The record is from RefSeq and is marked validated. NCBI's taxonomy places the organism in Eukaryota, Metazoa, Chordata, Actinopteri, Cypriniformes, Danionidae.